AGACGAGGGAUGUUAUUUUGGGCAGUGUAUCCGGACUUGGCUCAAGUGGCACCAGCCAAACCCCAGCCUUACUGACCUCUCCCCUAGAGGAGCAGGAGCAGUGCUUGAGGCCGCCCUGGGAGGGCUGAGAGGCAGGCUCUGGACUGGGGACACAGGGAUAGCCGAGCCCCAGUUGGGAGUGGAAGCUGAGCCAGGGACCGUCUUGGAGGAACAAGAUCAAGAUGCACUUUAACUGAGAAGCCCCCAAGGCAGAGGCUGAGAAUCAGAAGGCAUUUCAGCAGACAUCUACAAAUCUGAAAGACAAAACAUGGUUCAAACAUCCAGGCACAGGCGGUCCACCCGUGGCUCCAAAAUGGUCUCCUGGUCCGUGACAGCAAAGAUCCAGGAAAUACUGCAGAAGAAGAUGGUGCGAGAGUUCCUGGCCGAGUUCAUGAGCACGUAUGUCAUGAUGGUGUUCGGCCUUGGUUCCGUGGCCCAUAUGGUUCUAAAUAAAAAAUACGGGAGCUACCUUGGUGUCAACUUGGGUUUUGGCUUCGGAGUCACCAUGGGAGUGCACGUGGCAGGCCACAUCUCUGGGGCCCACAUGAACGCAGCUGUGACCUUCGCUAACUGUGCACUGGGCCGUGUGCCCUGGAGGAAGUUUCCGGUCUAUGUGCUGGGGCAGUUCCUGGGCUCCUUCCUGGCAGCUGCCACCAUCUACACCCUCUUCUACACGGCCAUUCUCCACUUUUCGGGUGGACAGCUGAUGGUGACCGGUCCCGUUGCUACAGCUGGCAUUUUUGCCACCUACCUUCCUGAUCACAUGACACUGUGGCGGGGCUUCCUGAAUGAGGCGUGGCUGACCGGGAUGCUCCAGCUGUGUCUCUUCGCCAUCACGGACCAGGAGAACAACCCAGCACUUCCAGGAACACAGGCGCUGGUGAUAGGCAUCCUCGUGGUCAUCAUUGGGGUGUCCCUCGGUAUGAACACAGGAUAUGCCAUCAACCCGUCCCGGGACCUGCCCCCUCGCGUCUUCACCUUCAUUGCUGGCUGGGGCAAACAGGUCUUCAGUGAAGGGGAGAACUGGUGGUGGGUGCCAGUGGUGGCACCACUUCUGGGUGCCUGUCUAGGUGGCAUCAUCUACCUGGUCUUCAUUGGCUCCACCAUCCCACGGGAACCCCUGAAAUUGGAGGACUCUGUGGCGUACGAAGACUACGGGAUAACCGUAUUGCCCAAGAUGGGAUCUCACGAACCCACGAUCUCUCCCCUCACCCCUGUCUCCGUGAGCCCUGCCAACAGAUCUUCAGUCCACCCUGCCCCACCCUUACAUGAAUCCAUGGCCCUAGAGCACUUCUAAGUAGAGAUUAUUUGUGAUCCCAUCCCUUCCCCAAUAAAGCAAGGCUUGUCCCACA
Chlorocebus sabaeus (green monkey) is the source of this 1391-nucleotide messenger RNA. It is a transcript of the gene AQP7, whose product is annotated as aquaporin 7. Lineage: Eukaryota; Metazoa; Chordata; Mammalia; Primates; Cercopithecidae. Gene Ontology annotation, cellular component: plasma membrane; basolateral plasma membrane. Gene Ontology annotation, biological process: water transport; glycerol transmembrane transport. The record is from RefSeq and is a predicted model, not a curated record. Gene Ontology annotation, molecular function: glycerol channel activity; urea transmembrane transporter activity; water channel activity.